AUGGUUCUCUUGUCUUCCCGCCGUGUCUUGGGCACAGCUUGUCUCUUUCUUCCAUUCUUGGCUCAAGCCUCUUCAGAUCCUGUAGCAUCUCCCUCGGUGGACACAGAACUCAUCUGCGCCCCAGACAACCCUGACGACUGCUAUCUUCGAAUCUUCGAGCCUACCAAAGACUUUCAAAUCAUAAAAGAAGGACAAGACCUACCUCCCGGCCUCCACAUUCGAAUGAACUUAGAGACCGGUCUGAAAGAAGCAAGGUUAAACAUACCUACAGAGGGUGAAGAAAGCGUAGAAUCACAACUGGAAGGAUUACCAACAGAACAGUCCAUGGUUGUGGUCGACCAACCGGAGGCGGAUUCAGAAGAACCUGGAAAGCCAGCACUUCGAGACCAAGUGCCAAUGAACCCACCUUCGUACGAUGCGGCUGGAAAAGUACCACCACCAAUACCGAACGCAGAGUCCGGCGACGAGAUGUCAACUUUUCAAGCGUCCAUGCUUGCCAUUAAGAUGGAAGCGAGGGCAUUUGAUAAAGCUUUGGAUGAUCUGAAUGAAUUAGCACACGACAUCUAUUAUGGUGUUGAAAUCGCGAAAGACGGCCCAGUUCUUGAGAAACUCGUUUGCCUCACGUUGGGAGCAGGAACUCAGCGAAUGGACGCAAAGGAAAAUGGACGAGACCACAAGGCCGCAUCUAUCCUGGGAUCUGCCUUACAGAACAACCCAACUGCUCUGAAGGAGAUCGCAGGUUACAACAAGAUGGUAGUUAACCCUAUGUGUGGCCAAGGCGGAUCAAAAUCUCAAGACGAUUUUGUCAAAAUCCUCCGUAGCGGCAUAGGUGGCGAGAAGAACGCUGCCACUUUGAGGGCAAAGGUUGGUGCAAUCAGUGGCAUCCUUCGGGAGCCUACAUUCCGAGACGAAUUUAUCAAGAGAGACGGGAUGGAGUUACUUCUCGCCAUGUUCUUGAAAAAGGGAGAGGACUUCGAUAUAGUCCGCAAGAAGGUCGGCCAACUCGUCAUGGAUAACUUCCUGGACGAGGGGAUGGGUGCGUCUCUUGGUGUAUGGCCGAAGAAUGAAGCUAGUUCUUCAAAGACCUGUCAAGUUAAGGAAAAUAUGUUGGAUGAUGGGUGUUGGGAUCAUCAUGUCGAUACAUUUUCGAAGGCUACGCCUGAGGCGGCGUGGGCUAAGGAUUUGUUGGUUGCGUUGAAGGAAGAGAGAGGGAGGUCUUCCAAAGGGAGUAAAGAGAGAGAGCUGUGA
Glarea lozoyensis ATCC 20868 is the source of this 1248-nucleotide messenger RNA. RefSeq lists its product as uncharacterized. Bases 1 to 1248 code for a protein of 415 amino acids. Gene Ontology annotation, cellular component: endoplasmic reticulum. The transcript has a single exon. Gene Ontology annotation, molecular function: adenyl-nucleotide exchange factor activity. The record is from RefSeq and is a predicted model, not a curated record. Lineage: Eukaryota; Fungi; Ascomycota; Leotiomycetes; Helotiales; Helotiaceae.